AUGUCCCAAGAGAAUACAAACAUGUCAGCUCCAUCGCGACUAGGCAACCGUUCGCCAGAAUCUGCAGGGUUGAUAGAGUGGUAUGAUUCUCCGAAGUUCUUAUUUUCGUCCCAAACUAAGAUAUCUCGUCGAAGUCUGCUACUGAUGAAAACAAGAAGUGCAGAAGAAUUCUCACCUUCGCGAUCUUCUGUAAACGGUACCCCCUCAACUUCUGAUUUCGACAGCCUCUGGUGUCCUGGCACUUCAAAUGAAAACACCGCACCGUUCGAAGGAGAUGAGGCAUCCUUCAGUCUUUUUGGGAACGAAGACGCACAGAGCAGUGGGAGUUUGACCACUCCCCACCGUAGUCAUAGACUGGAUAAAACGCACCUGAGAAGGAAACGUUUGCGAUCAGAUCAACAUGAGGUAACCGAGAAGAAAUCAACAGAUUCCCAAGGAAGUAUGUCAAUGGAGGAGGGACUUGCUCUUGGAAGAGCAUCACUUGUCAAAUUACGGCAGCGCCUUCGCAGUGAAGGAGAUGCAAAGAAUAAUGAGGAGGAAACGAAAAAAUUUAUUUGUUGUACGCCACAUGGGAAAGCAGCACAGCGUACGCCGAACUUGACACCGAUUCCUUGUGAGAGAAUGGCGCAAAAAACGUGCGACGUCGUUAUUACUCCUUCGUUGGUGCGGACUCAACAACCGUCUUCAUUUUCUACCAGUACUCCGAAAAGGCCAUAUGCUACUGCUAUAUCCGCAACACCACUGAAACGAUUUCGCACAAUGAAUGACAACGCAGAACGAACAGAAUGUUCGAGGAAAGAUAAAAUAGCACGCACUCAAAGCAUGAACGUCACAAACGACGGAAGUGACGAUGACUCUUUCUUAGACGACGUAUUUAUGCCGUUUACCGAUCCUGACCAGUUCACCCAAAUGUUGAAAAAGAAUAACCCUAAGAAAUGA
Molecule: messenger RNA, 939 nt
Organism: Ostertagia ostertagi
Lineage: Eukaryota; Metazoa; Nematoda; Chromadorea; Rhabditida; Trichostrongylidae
Source: the annotation of a GenBank genome assembly